Messenger RNA from Petromyzon marinus (sea lamprey), 3778 nucleotides. RefSeq names its product dual specificity calcium/calmodulin-dependent 3',5'-cyclic nucleotide phosphodiesterase 1A. Gene Ontology annotation, molecular function: 3',5'-cyclic-nucleotide phosphodiesterase activity. The record is from RefSeq and is a predicted model, not a curated record. Gene Ontology annotation, biological process: signal transduction. NCBI's taxonomy places the organism in Eukaryota, Metazoa, Chordata, Hyperoartia, Petromyzontiformes, Petromyzontidae.
AACCCAAACCAUCAGCAUUGUAUCAUGCAUGAAUUUUUUUAGCUGUUAUGCACAGAUUAUGUGUAGAAAAAAAUAAGGAAAUGCGAGCAUAGUGGGAGAAAAUCAUGCAAGAUGUGCGCCAAUUGCCCAAGGAGUGUUUAUUUAUUGCCCCAUAACUUGCGCUCCUUUUUUGGCCGUUGAAGGUUUGGCCGCAUCCUGCCCAGCGCUGACGUCAUGAUCCUACUGAGCUUGUUUCCAGCUUUCUGUGCACGUAAAGACUUUUAAGUGCAUGUUCCACUGACAGCAAGUCAGCUCAAAGCCAAGUUUUUACGCAUGAUCUUCGAAGCCGGCUAGAACCCGUAGACCAAUACGAACGAAUCUUUGCCGAUUCAUACAAAACAUAAUACUUAAACUCUUCGUUGUGUUCAUCUUAUUUAGCAUUGCAGUAAAGCUACAUAAUUAUUAAAAAAACAAGUAAAGUGUACAUGAGCUAUUUGAGCGGACAGCUCAGGAAACUUACUCCACUUUUCAUCCACCCUGGGGGGUCAUGGGAGAUAUAGUGUAACUUACACUUGGUAGUUUAGCUGCAUGUCUGGGAGGACAUGCACAUCUUGUGAUGUACAUCGCUGUCAGCAUAGCCUCAAUGGAACAGCACGUGACCAUCAAGAAAUCUCUGCUGCAGCAGCCCAUCGCCAGGCUGCGAUGUCUGGUGAAACAGCUGGAGCGUGGAGAGCUGCCCGUCCUGGACCUCCGGAAGAACCUGGAGUAUGCCGCCUCAGUGCUGGAGGCUGUGUACAUCGACGAGACCAGGCGCCUGCUGGACACGGAGGACGAGCUGAGCGACCUGCGCUCGGACACAGUGCCUUCAGAGGUGCGCGACUGGCUGGCCUCCACCUUCACGCGCCAGAUGGGCCUCAUGCUGAAGCGCUCCGAGGAGAAGCCACGCUUCCGCAGCAUCGUGCACGCGGUGCAGGCCGGCAUCUUCGUUGAGAGAAUGUACAGACGAACAUCCAGCAUGGUGGGACUCAGCUAUCCUCCAGCAGUCAUCUCUGUCCUGAAGGAAGUCGACAAGUGGUCCUUUGAUGUAUUUGCACUGCACGAGGCCAGUGGUGAGCACGCCCUCAAGUUCAUUGUGUACGAGCUCUUCACCAGAUAUGACCUAAUAGCACGAUUUAAGAUCCCUGUGUCGUCUGUGGUGUCAUUUGUGGAAGCUCUGGAGGCUGGAUACAGCAAGCACAAGAACCCCUACCACAAUUCGGUCCACGCAGCUGACGUCACCCAGACUGUGCACUACCUGAUGCUCAAAACGGGCACAAUACAUUGGUUAAAUGAGCUGGAGAUCUUGUCUAUGAUCUUUGCCGCUGCAAUCCAUGACUACGAGCACACGGGCACCACGAACAACUUCCACAUCCAGACACGGUCAGACUCAGCGAUCCUUUACAACGACCGCUCAGUCCUGGAGAACCACCACGUGAGCGCUGCCUACCGCCUCAUGCAGGAAGACGAGGAGAUGAACAUCCUUAUCAACCUGUCCAAGGAUGACUGGAGGGAGUUGCGUGCCUUGGUGGUGGAGACGGUCCUUGCUACAGACAUGUCCUGCCACUUUCACCAACUCAAGUCCAUCAAGAACCUUCUGCAACAACCUGAGGGUGUGGAAAAACCCAAGGCGAUGUCCCUGAUGCUGCACACCGCAGACAUCAGCCACCCAGCGAAGAACUGGAACCUGCACCGACGCUGGACCAUGUCGCUGAUGGAAGAGUUCUUCAGGCAGGGGGACAAGGAGGCAGAGCUUGGGUUGUCCUUCUCACCACUCUGUGACAGAAAUGCUACCAUGGUUCCUCAGUCGCAGAUUGGUUUUAUCGACUACAUCGUGGAGCCCACGUUCACGGUGCUGACGGACCUCUCCGAGUUCGUCGUGGCUCCUCUCAUCGAUGAGGCGGCACGGGCCGGCACGACCAGCUUCCGACGCAGCAGCCUGAACAGCAUCGCGCUCUCGGACGGGCGAAGGUCGAGUGCUCGCAGCAUCGCCUCGGAGGGGAAACACCCCCCGCCCCGCACCGCCAUGCUCGCAGUCGACCCCAAAACGUUCCGAGUGUCCUGGACCGACAUCAUUACACAGAACAAGGAGAAGUGGAAGGACCAGGCAUCCAAAGAUGCUGAGGAGAAAGCUCGGAGAGACGAAGAAGUCAGAAAGCAAGAGGAGGAGCUUGAGAGGAAAGCUCUGGAGGAGAAGGAGGAGCAGGAGAAACAGCAGGAAACGGGCAGUGAUAAAGGAGCGGAUGUGAAAGUGGACGGUGGAGAGACUCGUCCAGAAAAUGGGAUUCAGGAAGAUGGGGACAUCUCCAACAUGGACAGCAGUGCACAGGUGCAAAUUGGCAACAAGCGCCAAUCCUCCACUGCCCAAGAUGGUGAAGCAGGGGGUGAAGACCAGAAGAGUGUGAUUCCUCAUGAGCAACAGCAGCAGCAACAGCAGCCAUAAGAUGCAGUCCCACCAAGCACAAGAAUACUAAGUCUCAUCAGCUGCUUUUGCUAUGCAGUAUGCUUGGGGUUAUGAAGUUGGUUUUCACAACCAAUCUCAGCGCCACAAAAAAGGAAAAUAAUUUCAAUUUGAAAAACAAUGCCUAACAAUGCUUUAAAAUUGUAAACGUUGAAUAGAAAAAUCUUUAUUCAGAUUCUAUUUAUUUUUUUGAAUUGUACUAGCUCAUUAACAAAGGUAACAGAUUGUUUUAAGCUACUGUACUGUUCGGCUUUUGGUUGUCAAGGAUAUGAAUGCAAUAUAAUACUAAGAAAAACACACGACACAUAUCCCAGCAGUAUGUUCCACGAGUUUGAGUCACAGUGCUCGUGUCCAAAGUACAGAGUACCUGGAUGCUCUCAGGUAAAAUGGUCCGGCAGUUGCACUAAAUGUGCAGCAAAAGGACACAGGGCGGAAUGCUGUGUGAUGUCUACGUUUCCUGCUUCUCGUCCCGUUAUCUCGUCUUCGUCUCUCGCCAUCGCCUACUGGAAUGCUUUUAGGAUCACGAAUUUGAGAUGCUGGUGAUGUUGUGUGACACCAGUGCAGUUACUGACAUAUGUUCUCUCUUAUCCAGUGUCAUGUGAAUUAUAAUCCAGACAUCCAUUGCAGCACAAAGUAAAGCAUUCAUAUGUUUUACUGCCAAUGUCAGAGAAAAAAAAACUUCAACCAUAAUCCCUGUGUGAAAUUUCCCAGUACGCAGGAGUCAAUGCCACGUUCCUCGAUAUGAAUCAUUCGGAACUGAUGCGUUCAUGUAACAUCGUAGCGAAUGGCCAACAAUUUCAGCUGAAAGCCAAUGGAUGCAACAGACGUAAGAACCAAUUACUUUGUGCUGUGUUUGGUCUUUGGAAAGUGUCCAAACUUACGUGUACAAGAAAUUACAAGCUUUAAAAGUGUGCUGUUUAAAUUGUCGCUCAAGUCUUUGAAAGGUAUGUACUCGCUUUUGUCUUUGUGCACCAUGGUAAUGGGGAUGUGUCCCCUUAGACUGUAUAUGUGUAUAAAGCUGAUUAUAUAACUUAAAUUACCAGCAGAAUUGUGUAAUAUACACAAGGUUUGCAAGUAGCUAACAAAGCUUAACAAGUUUGUUUAAUACACAUUGGCCAGCAUUAUAUAAACUGACAAAUAUUUACUGUGUUUGUAUCUUGUAUUUACUUGUCUGUUCAUCUCUGCCUUUUAAGUCUUUUAUUUAUUCCUUUUUUUAAAUUAUGACACGUGCUUCUGUAUCAGCCAGCAAUUUAUCUUCCAUGUAAAUAAAAAAAACAACCGUUUUGUUUUUGUUGCAGUUUA